AUCUGUAUUUUGCAUCAGUGUGCUUCAGUUGUCUGUAUUAGCACAUAUCAUUAAAAAUUCUUAUUAGUUUUUUAAAUAUAUCUAUUUAAAAAGAAUAUUCGGGAAAAAGCUACGUAUCUUGCAUUUGUUUUUUUUUUCUAAACAAAAUUUUAUGUGUUCUUUGUUUAUUCAUAACGUUAUCAGUGACCUUGAUUUCAGGGGUAUCGAAUUCUAAUUACUUUCCCAUUAUUUGAAUUCGGUACCACAACAUUGUAAUAAAUCACGGUAAUCCGUCGUUUGACAGCAAUGCUUUUUUAUUAAUGUUACUAUGUAAUGACUGCAUGUACGUAACAUUUGCAAAAACACAAAACAGUACUAAAAGGGUGGGCGCGGCGCCACUGUUCUCGUUUCAGCGCUACCACACUGCACUUAACUAAUGCAUGCCGAUUCAGCAACAGCCAUUCACUAACAGCAAGCUAUGAAUCCCACAGAUAAACGCUUCUACCAGCUGACGCUAGCCAUCCAAAAGGCUAUCAACGCCAACGAAAUUCCCGUAAAGGAAAAGCAUGUCAGAAGCACAAUUAUUGGCACAUUCCAAGAGCAGAGCGCCGCCACAUAUUGGAUGGUGGCGCUUCGUUUGCCUCUUCAGGACAAUCGAAUUGUGGCAUGGAAAUUUUGUCACGUGACACACAAAUUACUGCGCGAGGGGCACCCCGCCUGUCUGGAUGAUUCGCAGCGUCACAUCGGCAUGAUAGAAAACUUAGGCAAACUGUGGGUGCACCUGCGCGAGGGAUACGGCAAGCUGGUGCACCUGUACUGCAGUUUGCUGGUAUGCAAGCUCAAGUUCCACGCGCGCAACCCUCGCUUUCCGGGCCACAUGCAGCUCACCGCCGACGAGCUGGACGCCAUCGCUGAGAACGACGUCAACAACUAUUUCCAAAUAUGUGUUGAGUUGUUCGACUACAUGGAUGAAAUACUUUCACUUCAGGCUGCCGUGUUCGACAGUCUGGGCAACGCACGCGCCAACUCGAUGACAGCGAGCGGUCAGUGUAGGCUCGCGGCUCUCAUCCCGUGCGCCCAGGACUCCUCACACAUAUACGAUUGUAACGUUCGCCUCCUGUUUAGACUGCAUGCUGCUCUGCCAGAAGACACUCUUGUUGGCCAUAGAGCUAGAUUUCGACAGCAGUUCAAGAAGCUGAGCUCCUUCUACAAGCACGCGAGCAAUCUUCAAUAUUAUAGGAAUUUACUCACGUUACCUGUGCUGCCGUCCGAACCACCUAACUUCUUGUUGCAAAGCGAUUUCGGUACAUAUGUGGCGCCGGUGGUGACCAUCCCAGAACUACCUCCGGAUGAAGUGGAUGCGGUCGGCUCGCUCAUCGAUACUUCCGAUACCGUCAGUCAGGCAACAACACCUGAUCAAUUGGACGCGUUUGACACCCGCACUACUCCGUCCCCGCAGCCCGAUCCGGUCGUCGAACGCGACAAACUUAUCGAACAUCUCCAGAAUGAACUCAAGAGGCUCAGGUUAGAGAGAACGCAACUAGUACAAGACAGGAACACGAUGUUGAGUUCAAUGCGAGAACACUGCACUAGGUUAGAAUCACAACUUCACACAACUAAGACUGAACUAGAAGAAGAAAAGCAGAAAGCGGAAAUAUUAUCGACUCAAACCCCAGAAAUAAAACAGAAACUUGUAGAGACCGAAGAGAAAGCUAAAGUUACAGAUGAAAAGUUCCAAAAAUUAAAAGGUGCAUACACGCAACUACGAGAGGAACACAUAACAUUAAUCAGACAGAAAGCAGAAGUAGAUAAAUUAGCAGCAAGUUUACGAGCAGCAGCCGCGCAACACGAGAGUGCCAAACAGGCAUUACAGCAACAGCUUAAUGAUAGAAUAAAGGAUGUAGAGUUACUACAACAAAGUUCUUCCUCAAGUGAAGAAAUUGAUGCUUACAAAACAGAAAUUGCCGAUCUUCGUGCUCAAAUUGAACUGUCGAGGCAAAAGGAAGUUGAAUUAGAAACGUUACGAGCUUCCAUGGAGGCCUUAGAAAUUGAACAUAAGACUGCUACUGCAGAACAAUUAGAAAAAAUUACCACAACUGCUAAUGAUUUGAGAGAAACAAAAGAAAUAUUAGAAGUAAUCAAGCGCGAGAAAGAUGAGAGAGAAACUGAGUUGAAUAAAGUGAAAGAAGAGUUAGCAGGAUUUAGAGAAAAAAGUGGAGACGAGUAUAAAAAGGUUGUGGAAGAAAAAGAAGCGGCAUUAAAACAAGUAGCAGAGUUAACACAGCAACAUCUACAAGAAAAGGAGGAACAGAUACUUUGCAUGAACAAAUUGCAUGAAGAGAUAGAAUCGUUGCAACAGAAGUGUAUAGAAUCUGAAGCAAAUUUCGGUGUAAAAGUCAAACAAUUGAAUGAAGAACUUAACAGUAAUAAAAAAAGUUUUGAAGAUAUUUUAAAUGAAAGAGAUAUCGAAAUUAAAGAAUCCCUAGAGCGACUUGUACAAAUGGAAACUCAACUAAACAACAUAAAAUCACAAUAUGAUGAUAGAAUUAAGGAAGAAACUAUGAAAGUAGAUAAUCUUCAAGAGCAAAUAGCACAGCUAGUACAAAAUCGCGAUACCAAUACUGCAUUACUGGAAGAUAUAAAAACAGAAAAAAAUAGUCUACAAGUGAAAUUAGAAAAAGCUACAAAUGAGCUAUAUAUAUUACAGGAAUCGAUUAAUGAAAAAACUACAUUAAUUCAAAACUUAGAAAUGGAAUUAGCAGAGACUGAAACUAAUAAUCAAACUGCUUAUGAAGAAUUAGAAAAAAGAAAAGACGAAGAAAUUUCUAUGUUUAAAGAACAAUAUAAAUCAGAAAUACAAAAUAAACUUGAUGAAAUUUCCGAGUUAAGAAAAUUGCUUCAAGAAAAUACAGAAUUAGGAAACAAACAGAAAACAAACAGUGAGUAUUUAGUGAAUACAAUAUCAGAACUGGAAACCAAAAUUUCAGACCAGAAUAAUGAAAUUGAACAACUUUCUUUAAAAUUGAAAGAUGCUAAUGCUACACUGGAUAAGAAAAAUAGUGAUUUUAAUGUAAAAGAAAAGGAAUAUAAUUAUGAAAUCACAAUGUUAAAAGAUAAACUCCAGAACGUAGUCGACAGCAAAGAUGAAUUGAUUAACAGUUUGAAAACAAUGAUAUCAAGUAAAGAUGAGCAAGUAAUAUCUCUUAAUGUAGAGGUAAAAAAGCUAACAGAUGAUAUCUUAAAACUUAAUGAAGAACUACAAGAAGCCCAAGCUGAACUGGAAAUAGGAAAAAAUGAAUUACUAACUUUAGAAGAAGAACAUCAAAAUAUUACAGAGCGAAAUGACAAUAAUUUAGUAUUGAAAAAUAAAGAAUUAAGAUCGUUGCAUGAUGAAAUAUCAAAAUUAAUUCAAGAAAAGUCACAAUUAAUUACUGAAAAACAAAAAUUGAUUGAUGAUUUCACUUUAGAAAAACAGGUUUACACUAAUAAUAUAAUGGAAUUAGAAGACACUCAUAAAAAAUUACAAAUAGAUUGUAAUAACAUCAGAGCUGAAAAAGAUGUGGUAUCAAAUGAACUGAAUGCUGAAAUAAACAGAUUAAAAAUAGAAAAUGAGCAAUUGAUAAUAAAUAGAGAUAAAGAAAUUGAGUCAUUAACAGAAAAAAAGGAGAAACAAGAGGCUAUAUUAAAAAUAGAAAUAACUGAAAAAGAUCAAACUAUUGCGGAAAUAAAUGAUACUUUAAAGACAUUAAAGGCUGAACUACAAACUUUGCAUGAGUUAAAAACAAAAGAGAAAGAGGAUAUGGAAAGUAUUAUAUCUGAAAAAGACAGAGAGAAACAGAUGUUGAUAGCGCGACUAGAACAAUCGGACACUAAACGUUUGAAUGUGGAAUGUGAAUUGCAGGAUUUGUUGCAACAUAACACAGUGCUCGAAGCUGAUCUCACCGCUGUUAAGAUGCAGCUAGAGGAAGCACGAAGAGAACUGGAAACACAGAAAUCAAAGGUAGUGCAGUGCGCUGGCGAGGCGGCGCUAGAGGUGACACAGGAGGCACUAGCGGCACUAGAGAGGAGCAACCCGCAGGAAACCAACCGUACAGCGGCUGAUGUCGCGGCCAAGGCUCUCGAGGAACUUUCGAAGCACACCGAUCUGAAGGGCCACGAGGAAACGGCGGCGCGGUCGGCGAUCCUCGCCGCGCACAACACGGCCCAGCUCUCCGCCUAUGUCGCAGAAUUGUGCGGCGUAUCCACGGAUAUGGCGCUCUCCGAUAAACUACACAAUGACUGCCGUACAAUGUUGAGUACGACGAAACAGUGUCUCGAGUCGCUGAAAAGCGGCGCGGCACCGAAUGCGGCGUAUGCGGAGGCGCGGCGACAUGUACAGGACGUGGCAGCGGCCGCCGCCGCCGCCGACAGCGCCGCCGCCGGCCUCCGCAGCGUCGACGACGAGCUCGCCGACAUGGGUGCCGCUAUAGAGGACGCAGCCUCGCAGAUAGAGGAAAUGUUGGCCGCAAGUCGCGCGGGCGACUCCGGUGUCAAACUGGAAGUGAACGGCAAGAUACUAGACGCGUGUACGACCCUCAUGGGCGCGGUCAAGAUCCUCGUGCAAGACGCGAGGAAGCUGCAGAAUGAGAUCGGGGACCCCAAGACGAGGCAGAAGAUGUACAGAAAGAACCCGCAGUGGUCGGAGGGACUUAUAUCAGCGGCCAAAGCGGUUGUGUUUGCUGCUAAGCUUUUAGUGUCGUCGGCGGACGAGGCGGUGGGCGCGGGCGGGUCGGGGCGCGUGGAGGGCGUGUCGGCGGCGGCGCACGAGGUGGCCGGCAGCACGGCGCAGCUGGUGGCCGCGUCGCGAGCGCGCGCGCCGCCCGCCGCGCCGUCGCUCGCGCGCCUGGCCGCCGCCUCGCGCUCCGUGGCCGCCGCCGCCGGCGCCGUCGUCGCCGCCGUGCGCGCCGGCUCCGCCCUCGUCCAUGAACAGGAGGCCCUAGAUACGUCAGCGCUGACGCUGACGGCGACUCGUAUCCUGGAGAUGGAGAGCAAGGUGCGGUCGCUAGAGCUGGAGACAGCGUUGGAAGCCGAGCGCUCCCGUCUCGCGGCACUGCGCAAGCGGCACUACCACCUCGCGCAGAUGGAGGAGAAUGGCGGUAUAACCAACGGUAAAGAAUGAGCAGUUAAUUACGAACAUGAAGCGAAGCAAGGAUACGACAUUAUAACGAAUCAUUCUUAACUUGCAUUUUGGUACAACGAAUAGGUAAUGUCGAGAAAGUUUGUAGUAGUACAUUAAACCUCCAUUGAAUUUAACAAAAGAGAGAAUCAAUGUCUUCCCGAUCGAGAAGGCUCAAUGUAUUGCAAACGUAGCGGUAGACACGAUAGCGUUAGGUGACGAAUUGUGUGUCGAAUCUUGUAUAAUCAAUGGGCAAUUAUAAUGUAAGGUUAAAAUAGUUCGAGAAAGUUCUUAUGACCGGUGACUUCACCACUUUUGUGGGAAUUAGUAGAGCUCCAACUAAUGUAUAACUAACUUUAAUGUAGAUAAAUAAAUUUAAAACUAAUUAUUUGUACAGGAAUUAAAUAUUCUCUACUUUUUCUAAAGUCUAGCUCUCGAAUGAAAUUGGGGUCGAUUCAGAAACACUAUUCUCUAUCUCAAAAACUAAUGUUUCUGUUUGGUAUUUUUUAUGUAACAUAGAAUUAGACUAAAACUGAUAGUUUACUUGAUAAAAAGUGGUAAUUCUCGCCUAUAUACGCGAAUAGUAAUACACUGUAAAAUUAAUUGCUAAAUCUCACCCUGUAAACUGAGAUACAACUAUGUAAGUUCAGUUUAUUAGCAGCAGAUAUACAAGAAGGCUAGUAAUGUCCUAGCAAAGAACUUUUAUACAGUUUGUUUGGUAUUUCUUUAAAAUUACUUUAAAGAUGUGUAUUGUAUUGGGUAUUAUGAUAUAGAAUUGAAUUAAAUAUAUUUUACUAAAUGACAAAUAUAAUUCAAUUUUUUCGUAAAGUUUAUAAUAGUUGCGCCAAUUUAUCAAAUAUAAAAUUUUAAAUUUAGAGAAUGGCGCCUCAGAAUCGACUCUAUCGAGAGGCUCAAAACCGUUAAGACGGACCAUGUGUCAGCCUUUGUUCAGUAAAAGAUAAUGAUUGCCGCAAUGAAAACAUUGAGGGUUAUCACUGAACAUCAACUCAGUAAAAUUUAUAUAAAAUUUUGAUAAUUUAAUAAUACAGAAAAGGGUGUUAUCAAUUAUAAAUCCAGAGAAAUAUAAUUUAUAUUAAUAAAACUGAGUAACGUUUCAUAUUAUAUCUAAAUAAAAAAAAAAUUAAAAUUUCAAACAAAAACUGUGACCUUGGUUUGUAUAAAAUAUACAUAUUUUUUUAGUAUUUGAUUUUUCUUGAGGAAUGAUUUUCGGUUAGACAGUUAUUAGCUGGAUUUACAAUUGUUACAUUCAUUUCGUUGCACAUAAUUUUGAACGCAUUCUAUGGUAGUGAUAUGUAGAAGGCUAUACAAGCCUUUAAACUGUAUUUUGUAUCCCCACGACAACUAGCUAUAUCUAAUAAGAAAGGAAUAUUAAGCUUUAAGCAAAGAGACUAAGGAAUAGUAAUGUGAAUGUAUCUACAUGUAUAGUUAUAUUUUAUAUGUUUAAAUUUAAAUAUUUUUAUGAGUGUUGAUAUAUAUUUUUUUUAGAUUUAACGUGACAAUUAUUAUGUAUCAUAUAGAUUUAGAUAGCAGUGAUUUGAAAACACUAGUCUACAUGUUUUUUCAUGCAGCAUUUUGGGGGAAUCAUUAUCAUAUAUAUAUAAAAAUUCACUACUUAUAACUUUUUAUAUAAUAAUUAAGUUUCAAUAAAUAGUUUUUGUUAAAUAAUUUUUCACUUUAUUGGUUGAAAUUAUUGCUAGAAUUAUAAUCACAAAAUUAAUUUUGAACACAUGAUUGUGAUUCCAUGGUUCUAAUAAAUCAUGACACGAUGUAGCAUCCCUCUUGCCAUCAUAUUUUUUUACUGUUAAAAUAUAUAGUGUAUUAUGUUCAUAACAUGAAAAUGCUCAACAGAAUUCAGUGAAAAAAUGGUGACAUUUGUAUCAAUUAAUAUACAUUCCUAAAAUUUUGCAUUUAUAUGCUUAAGCCCAAGCUAAGCAUCUAAUAAAAAUUAUGACGAUACGAAUCACUUUUGUACCAUUAAUAAAACACAGUCACCUACACGUGUAUGUAAUAAUUAACACAAAAUUACUAAUAAAUUGUAUAAAAAAGAAAGGGGUAUUAUUUACAAACUUUAAACAUUUGACAUGCUACCGGGGUACCAGUAAGUGAUAAUGAAAUCGACGACGCGUUCACUACGACUGUUUCUAGGGCGUAAAGGGUGACCUUCCAGAGUUUAUUGUUUACUAGCAAUGGUGCCGCUAGUCCCCAUUAUCAAUCCUUUUUGCUCCUUGUUAGGCUUUUUUAAUGGGAGAAAUUCGAAUGGUAACCCCGCCUGCUCUAUCGUAAAGGCAUCAUUGUGAGAUGAUAUAUGAAAAUGAAAGUAGGUCACUUGGCUCAUCAUGAUGAAUUCAAAAAGAAUUAACAACAUUGUUUUCCAAGGGGACCUGUGUGGAAGUUAAUCUGAUAAGAGUAUAUUGCCAGCAAAGAGGCUGUUAGAACCCCAUUACUAAUAAUCCCUUUCCCGCCGUUACAAUCAAGUUUUUUUUUUUUAUACAACUUAGAAUAGCAAACAAGCUGACGGUCCACCUGAUGGAAAGUGGUAACCGUGGCCUAUAAACAUGAGCAGUACCAUGGACAUAAGAGUAUACCGUUUCGCCCAUGAUACCCCCUAUGCGUUGCCAUUCCUGAGGACUCGGAUGUUAUUCCUCUGUACCCAGUAAAUUCACGCCAUAUCCCACUCUUCAAACCAAAACACAACCAUGCAAACACAACUGUUUUACGGUAGAAACACGAAUGGGACAGAGGUACGCAAGCAAUCGACUUUUGUACAAAGUCUCCCUCUGGUAACAACCCAACUGUGAGAGGAAACACUUCGACUUUCUAAUUUUGAACAAAAAUGUAGAACAAAAAUAAUUCAAAUCUAGAUUUGGCUACAACAAAAAAUUAACACACUAAGUGAAAUACUUAUAUAUGCAUACAUCUAUUUAAAUGAUCGUCUGGGUGUAACCACUAAAGAGGUGGCCAACGAGUGUACUCGUAUUUGUAGGCAUUUCAGAUUUGUUAGGUUAUUAAAUACAACAGCUAGAACGAGACGUUUCUUGUGCUGACGCUGAGGCGUCAUAUGGACAACGAGUUCUGUCUUGUGGCAGUAACAGGAAAAUGGCAGAAUUGAGCUACAAAAAUAUUAUAACGGGGUGAUAUUGGAUAAAAACAAUUGAUUUGCUUACACAUAUUUCGUUUUAUUUGUUUUAAUAACUAAUACUGCUAUUAAAAAGUAAAACAAGCAUGGCAACAUCUUACUGAUUACACUAAUAAAAUAAUAUACAUACACUACUGGUGAAAAUAGUUCCCGGCACAAAAUUUUGUAUAAGAUAGCAAAAUUACCGUUCAUGAUGCGUACCGAGAAUUAUAUAGGGCAACAAUAAUUAUAGGAAUAGAGUACACAUUUAUAUUACUGAACUUAU
Molecule: messenger RNA, 8556 nt
Organism: Galleria mellonella (greater wax moth)
Lineage: Eukaryota; Metazoa; Arthropoda; Insecta; Lepidoptera; Pyralidae
Gene: Hip1
Product: huntingtin-interacting protein 1
Exons: 26
Coding region: 458-5137 (1559 amino acids)
Biological process (GO): signal transduction; clathrin coat assembly; endocytosis
Cellular component (GO): membrane; actin cortical patch; clathrin-coated vesicle
Molecular function (GO): phosphatidylinositol-3,5-bisphosphate binding; clathrin light chain binding; clathrin-cargo adaptor activity
Source: RefSeq, a predicted model, not a curated record